AUGGUUAAAAUAUAUAAAUGUCUCGUAGUUCCUUGUCUUGCUUAUGCAGCUCCUGUACGGCAAAUAGCAGACUGUAAACCAUUAGAUAGUAUCCAAAGGAAAGGACUAGCUGCAUGUCUAGGCAUACCAACCUGUGGUGGCAUAGAAGCCCUUGAAGUAGAGUCAAAUACACUCCUGCUAGACCUCAGACGUGAAGAACUGUCUAUAAGAGAACUGGCCCGACUACUCAUGAGACACGAAACCGAGCCCAUCAAGCAAACCAUAAUUCAUUGGCUAGAGACAACAAAAGAGACACCAGAAAGGUACUUAUCUCCCUUAGGAAAGAUGUUCAUCCAGAUAAACGACAUGGAAAACAACACAAGUACAAACUACCACAAUCUUGAACAUCAGCUAACCUACCUAGAGUACAUGCAGCCAACACGGCGACCACCAGAAUAUUGGAGCACCCUAGGUUCAUCCAAAAAUAGAUCUGCACUUCAAAUACAAGAAUCAAAAGAAAUAAUCAGAAACCAGAUACACGACCGCAACAUCCACACCUUACUAGCAUUCACUGAUGGUUCUUGCAAGGGCAAUCCAGGACCAUGUGGAGCCGGGGCAUGCAUAUUUAUGCCACUUGACAACACACAUACAGAACUGAAGAAACCAGUGUCAAGCUCAGCAAGUAUCCUGCUUGGUGAAAUUGUAGCUAUAAAAAUAACAUUGCAACACUGCAAAGAAGAAUCAGAAAGAAGACACAUAAACCACAUAAAGAUAUUUUCAGACAGCCAAUCUGCUGUAGGAAUUCUACAGUUCGGUUGGAAAGCUGACACAUACACAACAACUGUGAGAGAAACUAAACAACUGAUGAAAGAUCUGGACUCAGUAGGCAUCAAAACAGACAUCUCCUGGACACCUGGUCAUGCAAACAUCCUUGGUAAUGAAAUAGCUGACCGUCUUGCAAAGGAAGCUGCAAGUGAAGCUGAGACAAUGGGCAAGUCUAAUAUCCCAACUACCUUUCAAGACAUAAAGAAAGCAGCAAAGAAGUCAUGUGAGAUGAAAUGGCAGAACAGAUGGCAACUAACAGACACCGGAAGGCAUCUUCACCAAUACAUGCCUGAUGUUGGGCUUAAACUUAAGGUCCCCACAAACACCAGCAUCGAAGUACAAUGCCAGCGUGUCAUCCAUCAAUUGAGAACAGGAUACUGCAUGCUAAAUGGGUAUAUGCAUAGGAUCGGGUUAGCAGAAUCGCCGUUGUGUGCAUGUCAGCAUGGUGCUGAAACAGUCCAGCAUUAUCUUGAAAACUGUGUGCUACAUGAAGAAGCGAGGGAGAGAUUAAGACUAGAAUUUGCUAGAUACACUGGAGUAUAUUCGUUCAAUGCAGAACUACUACUCCAAAGAAAGCUGACCCUUACACUGAAUGGCGACUUUUAUUGA
This is a messenger RNA of Mercenaria mercenaria, 1413 nucleotides long. RefSeq lists its product as uncharacterized. The coding region runs from base 1 to 1413 and encodes 470 amino acids. The transcript has a single exon. The record is from RefSeq and is a predicted model, not a curated record. NCBI's taxonomy places the organism in Eukaryota, Metazoa, Mollusca, Bivalvia, Venerida, Veneridae. Gene Ontology annotation, molecular function: nucleic acid binding; RNA-DNA hybrid ribonuclease activity. Gene Ontology annotation, biological process: DNA replication, removal of RNA primer.